UCUUUUUUUUUCCUUUUUGCAUAUGACUUACUAAAGGAAAAACACAGAAUUCAUCAAUAGCUUAAUGCACCCAGCUAAUCCAUGGUGGGCCACCUUUUGGAGUGAGUCAUAAAUGGCUUGAACUGGUUGUGCCAAUAAGACAUAGUUGCUACUGGUAUGGCGGCUUACAAGAGAGGGCAGUACUUUGCACCUGUAAGAGCUGCAUAGAGGGAAUUUCAGCAGGUGUGCUACAUCCCUAUUAGCAUUUCUUCCACUGUGCAACUAUUAAGGAUGUUGGACCACAGUCCUGUUUUUCAGCAGCUCUGCUACCUACUUUCCCACCACUGAAGUGAAGCCAAGUUACCGUAUGUGUGUGAAGCUUUCAUCUUCCUGCCUACUUAAAACUCUGCAGGACAUUUCCAGUAGGCCGGAGAAUGAAAGCUUCAAUAACCAGUAUCCAUACUGUGAAAAGGUUUAGGGGAAGGUAGGAUGGCUAGACCACCUUUGUCCUUUAUGCUCUGGGGACCACAUGACUUACCUUUUAUGUCCCUUAUUAGUGUGAAGCCACCUUUUGUCAUGGAGCCCAUUGCAAGAGGUUCUCCCCCCCCCUUUUUUUUUCUUUUAUCCUCAGAAUCCAGCAAAGGUGAAAAAGUCAAGAUCUGCCUCUGCUUGCUUUAAGGGAUGAUGGUGCUUCUAGACAGGCGCUUAAUUCUGCAAAAUUCCCUGAGGCUGCUCAUUGAAGAUGGCUGGCAAGCAAGGGUACAGUUGUCUCUCUGAUGGCUCACUGGAUGUUCCCUCUUCCAGCCCUGAAGGCACCCUGAGCCUCAGUCCUCACAGCCCUGGGCUCUGCCUGAUCUCCACGCCCACAGCAGAGACCCACUGGCUGAGCAGCGCCCCACCCCAGCCAGAGUCGCCUGGAGAAAUGAAUGUAACUCUGGAGAAACUCCUGGCUCCCAUUACGGAAAAGCUCAAGUAUUUGCUGAAGAAAGCAGAGGACUUCCAGACGUACCUGCUGUACAGCAGAGACAGAAUGCAGAAGGAGCAAUUUGCCAAAGCCAUGCCCACGUUCCUGCAGAUGUGCCAGCCUUACUUCCACUACCUGGAAUCCACAGCGCGAAGCUGCACUCCUUAUUUAAGACCCCCACAGGAACCAGUGCGGAGGCGUCUCCUGGAGAUCUCCCAGCAGUUGGCCUGCCAGCUUGAGCAACUGGUGCUGAUGUAUGCUUCUUUCAGCUUUGUCUCUUUAGAAGACACUGACCCAUUCAGUGUCUCAUGCUUCUUCUGUGGAAAGUUUUGGCUGAAUGAGUUGCGACAAGUUUCCAUCUUCCGAUAUUGCAUCUCAGCACCCUACACAGCUUCCCAUAUUCCCCGCAACCUCUAUAAGAAAAUGCGCUGGAACCUCGAUAUUUUGGAAGGCUCUGCUUGCCGGAAUCAAACACCCCGGACAGAAUACUACUUCCUGUGCUUCCGGGAUACAGGAGAUGAGACAACAGUGAAGAUGCAGAAGCUCUGGUCCAUUGGACGCUGGGUGCCUUUAGAUCCUGACAGUGACCACAGCUCCGAUGUGCUCUCCUGGGUCUUGUGCCGCCAGCCCAUGGGGGAUUACCAGCAGCUCCUGACAAUUGGAUUUGAGGAACCCUCCCACACGCUUGCCACGGACCUCUUGGUGCAGAUGCUCAGUGCUCAGAGCGCCGGUCUGCUGAACCGCGAGUCCUCCUGCUGGGUGAGCUCAGGGGAGCAGGUGCAGUGAAAAACGUACCUUCAUGGUAUGCCACCAAGGGGCAGCCCACUGCCUCCUGUCACCACCAGUGCCACAUAUGUGGCAUAAGAUGCUACCCUCACAUUAGGCACAGUGAGGCCAUGCUAGAUAUUGGCAUGCAGAUAUGCCAG
This is a messenger RNA of Zootoca vivipara (common lizard), 1869 nucleotides long. RefSeq names its product chromosome 2 C19orf67 homolog (gene C2H19orf67). NCBI's taxonomy places the organism in Eukaryota, Metazoa, Chordata, Lepidosauria, Squamata, Lacertidae. The record is from RefSeq and is a predicted model, not a curated record.